UGGUUUCCUGUUUCUCACGGCAGUGGGCCCGGGGCCGAUUAAUAAUUUCACUGCGGUGUUCCUUUACGGCGACGCUCUCUUGAACGACGCCAUUUUGAAUCCCGUUAUGUUGUGAAGUUGUGUUUUGCGGAGUGGGGCUUUUCGCUGCCGUUCUGUGAAUGGUGGCUGGUAGUUUUAUUAGAACCGACAAAAUUUGCGAAAUAAUCGUCUUUCAUCACCUACUUUGCUCAAGAUUUUCGAUAAGUUGACUGGUUUUGCGUGCUAGAGGAGUGACGCCGAGGACGUCGCUUUCGGUCGAGUCCCUCGCUUGGUAAUCACGAUGGCUCUGGACGGGCAGAAGUUCUGUCUCAAGUGGGACGGAUUCCAGAGUAGCGUGACGUCGCUGUUCGACAACCUCAGGCAGGUGGAGGAGCUGGUGGACAUCACGCUCUGCUGCGAGGGCCACCAGGUGCGCGCGCAUAGGAUGAUGCUGUCCGUCUGCAGCCCGUACUUCAGGGAUCUGCUGAAGAACAAUCCGUGCCAACAGAUGGUAUUCUUCCUCAAAGACACCACGGCGGCCGACCUGAACGCGGUCAUCGAGUUCAUAUACAAGGGGAGCGUGAACGUGUCGCAGAGCCAGCUGGCCAGCUUCAUCAAGACGGCAGAGAUGCUGCAGAUCCGGGGCCUGAGCGGCGAGGAGGAUAAGGCGGCGCCGCCUCCGUCACCCCGCCGCACCCCCGCCGCACCUGCCACCGCUACGCCACCACACAAACGCCGCCGUAUCUCGGGUUCGGACACCAUCCCCCGCCGCUCGCCAGCUUCACCAUCUCAACGACCACGAACACCAACACCGCCACCAGGCGGACAACCGCUUCCACCACCGCCACCACCUCAACCAGCUACCCUACAAGAUCUCCCGCUUGAGCAGACACAACAUAUGGAUCACCAACCUCCACCGCCGCCUCAACACUCUACACACGCUCCGACGCCAGUGGCGGAGUCGGUUAAAGUCGAGAAGAUUGAUCUCACGGAAGAUGAAGAAGAGGCGAGUCUCGACUCGACGCUGUGUCAUGUAGCGGAGUAUGAAGGUGGUUAUGAUGGGUCGAACUCUGGAAUGGAACAGAUGCCCAUGCUGUCGGCAGACGCGUUAGGAGGAUUACCACCGCUGGGCGCCGGCCCGUCUCAGCCGGCACGCCCCCAUGGUCUACCUCACACCCCGGGCGGAGCCCAACCAGAGGACGGAUCAGGCGCAGAUCCAGCCAUCCUGUGCCCCAUCUGCGGUGUACACUUCACCCGUCGAGACUCGAUGCUUCGUCACAUCAAGAGGCACCCGAACUGGCGAGCUCACUGCGUUAGCGGGCGAGUGCACAGUUCGUCGAGAGGAGUUGGAUCUAGAUCGGGUCUAAGCUGGACUGAGAACGCUCAGGCGGUUCGUAGCGAAACUGGCGCGUCGAAGGUAGUCAGAAGAGUGAAUCGGUAUCGCGCAGCACGACGUGGAGUGUGUUAUAACCAGCAGGAUUUGGAUAAAGCCUGGGCAGUUCUUACCAGAGGCUGGUGGACGGAAAGAGUAGUGGGGAAGUAGGUGAUCCUUGAAGGCUACUGAGGAAAUAUGUGAUCCGCAUAGGCUUGAGAUUGUGAUGUAAAUAAGGCAUGACUUGUAGGCUGGUAUGUAGGCUAGUUAGUGGUAGGUAGACUGGCGCGCCUUGAGGGUCCUGGUUCUCACAAUCUGAGUUUUCACGGGUCUAGGAUCCUAGAGUCCAGAGUUUUUUUUUUCUUUUGCAAUUAGGCGAGGGUCUUGGCUGUCAUUAGUCAAGUGUGUUACUGGUCAUCCUCCAAGGGCUUUCAAUAUUCUUGGUUGAGAGUAACCAGGCUUCUUGUGUGCCUUCUUCAAAGGGCAUUGUUAGCCCUGAGCCGGGUCUUGUCAUCGGGCAGUGGUGUUCUUUUGUGCGCAGGUUCCUGAAUGCUACGCUGUGAAAAGUACUAAACUUCGGCUACAUGUGAUAUACACAGGCCUGUGAAUUAGUCAACCAUCUGUCAGGGAUAUUUGUCAUCAAUUUUGCGCUGUUGGGUGUGGCUUGUGAGCCAUAGUGAACGCGGCACUGUGGCGAUAAGUCACUUCGUUUAUAGUAUGCAUGUGGAAGGUUUGCAGUUUUAGUGUUUAGUUCAAUUUCGGUGUGACGAGUUUCAUUCUCGGUUAUUUGUAAAUUCGUUGCGAUUUGAUACAAAUCCUGUUAUGCACGUUCUUGUGGCAACGAGUUUCUCCGAUUUCACAAUUUUUGUACUUAAAAGUUUUAUGAGGAGACAGGAUCCUAAAUGUCGCGUUUGCUGCCUGUGGUGACAUUGGCCUACCAAAUGGCGAAUCUAGUUUUUUCUUUGUCAUAUGUUGUUGGCAAUUCUAACUCCCUUUGUCUUGAAGUGUUUGAACAUUGAAGUGAACAUUGUGAUUUAUACGCUUUGCAAGUUGUUCUAUUUGUCUGUAGCUUUUACUGUUCUGAUUGAGCUUUAACUUUUGCGUUGAACGUUCGUUGAAUGCGAAGAAUGUCGUUUUUUUUAAUAAAGGAGCCAUUUUCGUAUUGGUGUUAAAUAAGGUACAAAUGUAGGUGUUCUGCCUGAUUAGGUAUAGACAUGUUUCUGAGGCGUUUGGUGUUGCGCCAGGAGCCGCGCCUAACAGUUACAUUGUUACUUUGAAAUACUCAACUUUAACCGUAGCGCGAUUGUUGCAAACAUCUUACCCUCAGCACCAUCACAAAUCACAGAAAAAUCACAAAUGCCAA
Molecule: messenger RNA, 2753 nt
Organism: Amphibalanus amphitrite
Lineage: Eukaryota; Metazoa; Arthropoda; Thecostraca; Balanomorpha; Balanidae
Product: protein bric-a-brac 1-like
Exons: 6
Coding region: 320-1561 (413 amino acids)
Biological process (GO): regulation of transcription by RNA polymerase II
Cellular component (GO): nucleus
Molecular function (GO): protein binding
Source: RefSeq, a predicted model, not a curated record